Molecule: messenger RNA, 477 nt
Organism: Acanthosepion pharaonis
Lineage: Eukaryota; Metazoa; Mollusca; Cephalopoda; Sepiida; Sepiidae
Source: the annotation of a GenBank genome assembly
AUGGAACCGGUAGAAAAAUCCCGAUUGUCAUUUUUUUUUUUCCUUUUGUGUCUGUUUGUUUGUUUGUUUGUUUGUUUGUUUGUUUCUUUCUUUCUUUCUUUCUUGUCCUACCUAACUCUCGUUUUCUCUCUCACUGUACGUUCUUUCUUUCUUUCUUUCUUUCUUUCUUUCUUUCUUUCUUUCUUUCUUUCUUUUUUGUCCUACCUAACUCUCGCUGUUUUCUCUCUCCAUGGCUUUUCUUUCUUUCUUUCUUUCUUUCUUUCUUUCUUUCUUUCUUUCUUUCUUUCCCUGCCGUAUGCCAAUGGCUUAGGGGUUCCUUAUUCUCACAACAACACGUACCUCUGCUUCAGGUGUCUGUCUUCGCACUUUUGCAACCGUAUUGGAAUUUCGAGUACAAUCACAGAGGUAGUUUGCUUUCAUUCUGCUUUUCAUGUUGAGGAGACAUUUUAUAUCCGUGUCUGUCUUCACACUUCUUAA